Messenger RNA from Oxyura jamaicensis (ruddy duck), 3945 nucleotides. RefSeq names its product transcription elongation regulator 1 (gene TCERG1). Gene Ontology annotation, molecular function: transcription coregulator activity; RNA polymerase binding. Bases 16 to 3000 code for a protein of 994 amino acids. Gene Ontology annotation, cellular component: nucleus. The transcript has 20 exons. Lineage: Eukaryota; Metazoa; Chordata; Aves; Anseriformes; Anatidae. The record is from RefSeq and is a predicted model, not a curated record.
GGCCUCCCCCACAGAAUGGCUCAGCAGCAAGCACUGAGGUUCCGUGGCCCGGCUCCCCCGCCGAAUGCGGUCAUGAGAGGCCCGCCACCCCUCAUGAGACCUCCUCCACCCUUCGGGAUGAUGCGAGGUCCUCCGCCGCCACCUCGGCCCCCAUUUGGACGCCCUCCAUUCGACCCAAACAUGCCUCCGAUGCCGCCUCCAGGGGGGAUUCCUCCACCGAUGGGACCUCCACACCUACAGAGACCACCGUUCAUGCCUCCUCCCAUGGGCAGCAUGCCACCACCUCCUGGUAUGAUGUUCCCUCCGGGAAUGCCGCCUGUCACUGCCCCUGGAACACCAGCAAUGCCCCCGGCGGAAGAGAUCUGGGUAGAAAACAAAACUCCAGAUGGCAAGGUCUAUUUCUAUAAUGCACGCACACGUGAGUCUGCAUGGACUAAGCCAGAUGGGGUCAAAGUUAUUCAGCAGUCGGAGCUGACACCGAUGCUGGCUGCGCAGGCUCAGGCCCAGGCCCAGGCCCAAGCAGUAGGUGCCUCCACGCCAACCACCAGCAGUCCCGCGUCUGCAGCGUCUCCGUCAACAUCCUCGAGUACUCAGUCCUCCACAACCUCCACCACAACCACAGCCACGUCAGUUUCACAGACGAUUUCCACACCUACCACACAAGACCAGACCCCGAGUUCGGGUGUUUCAGUUGCCACACCAUCAGUCAGUGUUUCAACCUCUGCUCCUUCUGCUACACCUGUGCAGACUGUACCCCAGCCAGUCCCACAGACAUUGCCUCCUGCAGUUCCUCAUGCAGUACCUCAACCAACUGCAGCAAUUCCUGCUUUUCCACCAGUAAUGGUACCUCCAUUUCGUGUCCCCCUUCCUGGCAUGCCUAUUCCACUUCCAGGUGUAGCAAUGAUGCAAAUAGUCAGCUGCCCGUAUGUAAAGACAGUCGCUACCACCAAGACCGGUGUCUUGCCAGGAAUGGCGCCUCCCAUUGUACCUAUGAUCCAUCCUCAGGUUGCUAUUGCCGCUUCACCUGCUACGUUGGCUGGAGCAACAGCAGUCUCUGAGUGGACGGAGUAUAAAACUGCAGAUGGAAAGACUUACUAUUACAACAAUAGGACUUUGGAGUCAACGUGGGAAAAACCCCAAGAACUGAAAGAAAAAGAAAAAAUGGAAGAGAAGAUUAAAGAGCCGAUUAAAGAACCCAUGGAGGAGCCUUUACCAAUGGAGACAGAGGAAGAAGAGCCAAAAGAAGAACCUAUAAAAGAACUUAUAAAGGAGGAGCCAAAAGAGGAAGAAAUGACUGAAGAAGAAAAAGCAGCUCAGAAAGCCAAGCCGGUUGCAACCACUCCUAUUCCAGGAACCCCUUGGUGUGUGGUGUGGACUGGUGAUGAGCGUGUUUUCUUCUAUAACCCUACCACCCGGCUUUCGAUGUGGGACAGACCGGAUGACCUCAUUGGAAGAGCUGAUGUGGACAAAAUUAUUCAAGAACCUCCUCACAAAAAAGGAAUGGAAGAAGGAAAAAAACUCAUUAGAGAAGAGCAUGAAUCUACAGAAGAUGCAAAUGAAGAUGAGCCUAUUAAAAUUAAAAAGCGCAAGAAAGAUGAUAACAAAGAUAUUGAUUCAGAGAAGGAGGCUGCUAUGGAAGCUGAAAUUAAAGCCGCUCGAGAGAGAGCCAUUGUCCCUCUGGAGGCUCGGAUGAAACAAUUCAAGGACAUGCUUCUAGAAAGAGGGGUCUCUGCUUUUUCAACAUGGGAGAAAGAACUACACAAGAUAGUUUUUGAUCCUCGUUACUUACUUCUCAACCCUAAAGAAAGAAAACAGGUAUUUGAUCAAUAUGUGAAAACGCGAGCUGAAGAAGAGCGCAAGGAGAAGAAAAACAAAAUAAUGCAGGCCAAGGAGGAUUUCAAGAAAAUGAUGGAAGAAGCAAAGAUUAAUCCACGAACUACUUUUAGUGAAUUUGCAGCCAAGCAUGCUAAAGACUCGAGAUUCAAGGCAAUUGAAAAGAUGAAAGAUCGAGAAGCCUUGUUUAAUGAGUUUAUCACAGCGGCAAGAAAGAAGGAAAAAGAAGAUUCGAAGACCAGAGGUGAGAAGAUCAAGAUGGACUUCUUUGAAUUACUGGCUAAUCACCACCUGGACAGUCAGUCUCGCUGGAGCAAAGUGAAGGACAAAGUAGAGACUGACCCUCGUUACAAAGCAGUGGAUAGCUCUUCACAGAGGGAGGACCUUUUCAAACAGUACAUAGAAAAAAUAGCAAAGAAUUUAGAUUCUGAAAAAGAAAAGGAGCUGGAAAGACAAGCUCGCAUUGAAGCAAGUUUGCGUGAACGAGAGAGGGAAGUCCAGAAAGCUCGCUCAGAGCAAACCAAGGAAAUUGACAGAGAACGUGAGCAGCACAAACGUGAAGAAGCAAUACAGAACUUCAAAGCUCUUCUGUCUGACAUGGUGCGUUCUUCAGAUGUGUCUUGGUCUGAUACCAGACGGACUCUACGCAAAGAUCAUCGAUGGGAAUCUGGCUCCUUGCUAGAAAGAGAAGAGAAAGAGAAACUCUUUAAUGAACACAUUGAAGCACUUACCAAAAAGAAGAGGGAACACUUUAGGCAACUUCUGGAUGAAACUUCAGCGAUAACUUUAACAUCAACAUGGAAAGAAGUGAAAAAAAUAAUUAAGGAAGAUCCAAGGUGCAUUAAAUUUUCUUCAAGUGACCGGAAAAAACAAAGGGAGUUUGAGGAGUACAUUAGAGACAAAUACAUUACUGCCAAAGCUGACUUCCGAACACUAUUGAAAGAGACCAAAUUUAUAACGUACAGAUCCAAAAAGUUGAUCCAGGAGUCGGAUCAGCACCUGAAAGAUGUAGAGAAGAUAUUACAAAAUGACAAGAGAUACCUGGUACUUGACUGUGUACCAGAAGAGAGACGCAAACUCAUCGUGUCCUACGUAGAUGACCUGGACCGUCGAGGUCCGCCUCCACCACCCACAGCUUCAGAGCCUACAAGACGAACAACAAAAUAAUUAUGAAUACUCUCAUAACAGGGUAUCUGUUAAAAAAGCUUGCAUGAGCCAUCUGUCAGGUUUAUACAUAUACAUUACCGUGAAUAUAUUGCAAAACCAUCUUAGGAGCAGAGGAAGAAGCAGCAUUUGUGAACAUAAAAUGGUCUCUGUAUAAUUUAAAAAAAAAAAAAGGGGGGGAGAGAACAUUAGUUAUUUAUGAAUUUUUUGGGCAUGACUGACAAAAACCGAACAUGUGGGCUGUGUUUGCUAACUUCAGAUCUCAGAGCAAUAGUGUGUCUGUGUAUGAGGUAUGGAUGUCUGAUAUUUGGAGGCGUUCUUCUCAGCAGUGUUAUGUAUGCAAGUCUUAGAUGAUUGUGCUUGUGGUUUGAACUUGUAAUACACAUGUGCCACCAGCUUCCCAAUGGUUCCCCCAUGGUCACCUGUAUGAGGAGAUGAAAUGCUUUCUCAUAACUGAAAAUACCGAUUACUGAAGACUACUUUCUGGAGACACAAGUCCUGAUUCUGUGCUUGCUUUCACCCUUCUAAAUGGAACUAAUUCCAUUAAAGUCAGUUAAAGCUGAGAGGAGAAUUAGGACUACAGAGACCAAAUUAAAUUUGCUCACAGGUCUGCUUUGUUCCUUACCCUAUCCAUGGAUUAGAAACAAAAUCAGGUUGCUCUGCCCAAGUGAAGAUUUGUCUAACAAUUUUUACUGAAAGUUGGAAACACUUGGUAAAUAACAGUGGUUACCAGAACAGAACAGGACGGUUGUAUAAACACGUUUUUAUUUGCGAUAAAGUGAUCUUUACAUCUGGAUUAGACUGUGGAUUUCCCUUCUGGGCAAUUCUUGUAAACUAUACUCCUGUUUUGAAUGUUAAACUUGUGUUUCUAAAGUUUAAUUUUGAAAUGUUGGGAUUGUUCAGUUUAUGUAUUUGAACUACAAUAAACCAACCCUUUUUAUAUAUGGA